CAACGCCGGCACCUUCAGAAGCUGCUGUCCACGGGUUUGAAACCGCUGGAAAACAAUUCCUGUCUGCCAUGUAUCACCUAAAACUACCCUCCCAGAUCCUGAUCUUCCUUGUGAUGCUGCAAUGUGUCGCCACAGUCCCUUACAACAGGUACUCCCUUUCAUCCAAUGAAAAGCCGGAUGACUUGCAAGAGGUCGAUGGAUGGCUGGUUUCAGAUCUAUCUGACAAUCCAUUCUUGAGUUUUACAAGGCCACGGCCUCCAAGAGGCCUCAAUGCAGUGAACAGUCAUCACAUGGAAAAACGGAAGUGUAACACAGCCACCUGCGUGACUCAGAGAUUAGCAGACUUUCUCAUCCGAUCCAGCAACACCAUCGGCACCGUUUACGCGCCAACCAACGUAGGAGCCAACACUUAUGGGAAGAGAGACUUGCUGCAGUCGCCCAUUUAUCUUCCCCUUUAGUUCAAAUGCAAACACAAUGGAAAAUACAAUUGAAUAAAUGUAACAUGUAUAAUAAUGAUGGAAAAUAUUCUGUUUGUAUGUUAUCAUUUUUUUAAUUUUGUUCCCAGUAUACAUAAAAGCCAGUGCCUUUUGGUGUAAACAACCGUUUGCAGCAUUUUCAGUUUCGGGUAAACCUUGCAUGUCAAUAAGGUCGUAUAGUGUUUUCCAACAUGUUAUUAUGAUGGCAUAUGAAUAAAAUGUAUUAUAAAAAGGACUUGAAUAGCAAAGAAGAACUAACGUUUUGUUUAGAUUUUUUUUUUCUAAUA
Molecule: messenger RNA, 763 nt
Organism: Labeo rohita (rohu)
Lineage: Eukaryota; Metazoa; Chordata; Actinopteri; Cypriniformes; Cyprinidae
Product: calcitonin gene-related peptide 2
Exons: 4
Coding region: 69-458 (129 amino acids)
Cellular component (GO): extracellular region
Molecular function (GO): hormone activity
Source: RefSeq, a predicted model, not a curated record